Messenger RNA from Diaporthe citri, 1020 nucleotides. RefSeq lists its product as uncharacterized. Gene Ontology annotation, molecular function: dioxygenase activity. The record is from RefSeq and is a predicted model, not a curated record. The coding region runs from base 1 to 1020 and encodes 339 amino acids. The transcript has 3 exons. Lineage: Eukaryota; Fungi; Ascomycota; Sordariomycetes; Diaporthales; Diaporthaceae.
AUGCCCCAGACUACCUUCCCCAAGAACCCAACUUCUAGGCUGGAUGAUACAACUCUGGAGCAGCUGCUGGAGGCGCUCAAGGGCCUUGACGUCUCCCCAUUGUGGGCUCAGAUGCAGCGUCUGAAUCCUCCCGCCCCGAACCCAACCACCGUGCCAUUUGUGUGGGACUUCGAGAAAGUCCGGCCAUACCUUGUGAAAGCCGGCGAACUGGUCGCGGAGGAUCAAGCUGAGCGCCGUGUGUUGAUGCUUGUGAAUCCUGCCAGAGAUGCCCCCUUCACAACUGACACCCUCUACGCCGGACUUCAGCUGGUCAGACCGGGAGAGACAGCAUCUGCACACCGCCACACAGCUUUCGCAGUACGAUUCAUCAUCGAGGGUCGCGGCGGAUUCACCGCAGUGCAUGGCAAGCGGGUGCCGAUGCGGCCUCGAGACGUGGUCGUGACGCCCACCUGGAAUUUCCACGACCACGGCAAGAAAGGGUCCGGCGAAGAAGGCGGGGACGAUGGCCCUGUCAUAUGGUUGGAUGGGCUAGACCUUCCCAACUUCAUGCACUUUCCUGUCCAUUUCGUAGAGCACUACACCGAGAAGAGAUAUCCGGCAACCGAAGUGGCGGAUUCUCCCGUGGUGUUCCCGUGGGAGAAAAUGCAGGCCAGGCUUGAUGCAGCUGGAGGAGCCUGGGCUUCGGUGCCAUACCUGAAAGAGGAUGGCAGAGAGAUUGGCCGCGUGAUUGGGGCGUCAUGCGAGAAGCUCGACGCCGGGGCCUCGUCUCCUGCAAUCCGUGAGACAGCGUCUUCGGUCUAUCACAUCAUCGAGGGCACUGGGAGAACUACAAUCAACGGACAGACAUAUGAGUGGAAGCAGGGGAGCACUUUCUGCAUCCCGGCUUGGCAAGAGUACCAGCACUCAGCCAACGAAGAAGGCAGAGUCUACCUCUACCGUUUCGAUGACAAGCCUAUGCUAAAGGCUUUGGGAUUCUAUCGUGUCGCUGGCGUCGAUGUAGAAAGCCUAGUCUCAGAUUAA